This is a messenger RNA of Pleurotus ostreatus (oyster mushroom), 1995 nucleotides long. It is a transcript of the gene SPB4, whose product is annotated as ATP-dependent rRNA helicase spb4. Gene Ontology annotation, cellular component: nucleolus. NCBI's taxonomy places the organism in Eukaryota, Fungi, Basidiomycota, Agaricomycetes, Agaricales, Pleurotaceae. Gene Ontology annotation, molecular function: ATP binding; nucleic acid binding. The coding region runs from base 1 to 1995 and encodes 664 amino acids. The record is from RefSeq and is a predicted model, not a curated record. The transcript has 9 exons.
AUGGCAGUAACUUCAGCAUCUGCAGGGCCAUGGCCAGAAUCGCUAACACCUUGGAUAGCAGAUGUCGUCCAUUCAAUGGGACACACGCAUAUGACACCAGUCCAAGCUUCCACCAUCCCACUGUUCAUGAAACACAAGGAUGUAGUUGUAGAGGCGGUCACAGGCUCUGGGAAGACUCUGGCAUUCGUUAUUCCGACAUUAGAACGGCUCGUUCGCCGUGAAAGUAGACUUCGCACAAAUGAAGUAGGCGCACUCAUCAUAAGUCCUACGAGGUCUCUUGCUACGCAGAUACAUUCCAUAUUCUCCCAGUUUCUAUCCUCCCAGUCGGGAAUGUCUUUCUCUAAUGAAGACGAGGACGAAGACGUAGCCAAGACUCUUUUUCCUGCGCCUCUCUUACUGAUAUCUGAUGCACAAUCCUCCCCGGCCCAAGACAUACAGCGGUUUCUGUCAACUGGUGCAGACAUUGUGAUCGGUACACCUGGCAGGAUGGAGGAGUUUCUUCUAGGCAAGGGGAAAUCGGUGGUGAGUGUGAAAGAGUUGGAAGUAUUGGUCCUCGACGAGGCCGAUCGUCUACUUGACUUGGGGUUCCAAGCGACGUUAGCACGCAUCAUCACCCACCUUCCUAAGCAACGUCGCACCGGCCUCUUCAGCGCGACAAUGACAGACGCGCUUUCAGAGCUAGUUCGGGUCGGCCUACGUAACCCAGCCCGCAUAGUUGUCAAGGUGCAGACCAAGAAGAACGUGAAAGGUCAGGAGCAACAAUUGAUUGAAGAACAGCGCAUACCAGCGAAUCUGCAAAACUACUACAUUUCCUGUCGAACGUCGGAGAAACUCAUCCAAUUAACUCGCGUUAUAAAGCACGAAAUCACCCAACAUGGCACAUCUCAGUUCAUCGUCUACUUCGCGACGUGUGCCUGCGUAGAUUAUUUCUACCGAGUGCUUCCAUUAUUCCUCCCUUCGUCUGUCACUCUGUACUCUUUACAUGGCCACCUCAUUCCGGCUGCGCGGACCCGAACACUUGCCGCCUUCGCGUCUGCAUUGACCGUCUCAUCCUCUCCUUCGAUUUUACUUGCUACAGAUGUAGCUGCCCGCGGACUCGACCUCCCUCAUGUUGACGCAGUCGUCCAGUUCGAUCCACCCGCUGACCCUAAGGUGUUUUCUCAUCGUUGCGGACGUACAGCGAGGGCUGGCAGGGCCGGGAGGGCUUGGACGUUACUUGCGGGACGCGAGGUGGAAUAUGUCGACUUGAUGGCUGUGCGCAAGAUUCCCCUAAAAAGCCAUCCGAUGUUCACAGACGAUGGAAAGUCAAGGGAAACCCCUGAAGAUGACGAAGCACAAUCUGAGGAUUCAUCUGUGAAUACCUAUCUCGAAACCAUUCGGACAAUGGCACUUAAGGAUCGAGCGGUUUUCGAUCAGGCUGCCAAGGCGUUCGUAUCGUUUGUGCGCGCGUAUUCCAAACAUGAAGCGUCGUAUAUAUUCCGCAUCAAGGACCUCGAUCUUGUUGGUGUAGCGAAGAGUUUCGGGCUAUUGCGCCUGCCAAGAAUGCCAGAGCUGCCGCAAGCUAACAGGGCUCAAUGGAUGGAUGCUGAUGUAAAUUGGGAUACGUAUGCGUACGCAGAUUCAGCUCAAGAAGCAAAACGUCUCGCUUCCCUAAUUGUCAAUCCUAAACGCCCAGAGGAUAUCAAGAAGCAGAAGGAAAAGCGUGUUCAACAGAAGACGCGUAACGAAGCUUGGAGUAAUAAGAUGUCAAAGAAAGAGGAAAGGGAGCAGAGGAAGGAGAAGCGGAACAGGAAGAGGAAGUGGUUACAGGCUCAGACCCAGACCGACACUGUUGGUACGGCGGAAAAGAAGGAUCGGCCAGGUGCCUCUGACGAUGACGAGGAGGAAGACGACUGGACUACCCUUGCGAAAGAAGAGCGCAUGGCGAAGAAAGUAAAGCGAGGGGCUAUGAGCCAAGCAAGCUUUGACGCUGAAUUUGGGGAUAUGGACAUAUGA